Molecule: messenger RNA, 3040 nt
Organism: Oncorhynchus gorbuscha (pink salmon)
Lineage: Eukaryota; Metazoa; Chordata; Actinopteri; Salmoniformes; Salmonidae
Product: engulfment and cell motility protein 3-like
Exons: 21
Coding region: 226-2370 (714 amino acids)
Biological process (GO): cell motility; actin filament organization
Source: RefSeq, a predicted model, not a curated record
AACUCAACCCGGAACUUUGCAUGGUCAAUAAUUUUUGGAAACCUCUCCACCUAGGCACAUAGGUUCUCCAAAAUAGUUGAAAAUAUAAUUCACUCUCGGAUUAUUGUCGUCCUCUCUAGGGAGAGAUUUCAAAUGCUUCCAGUCCCGAUCUCGGCGCUUUCGCGAGGACAGUAACUUUUCUUUUCAAACAGAGUCUUAGGAGGACACACAUAAACACACUUCAAGAUGCCCCAACAGGAUAUUGUGAAGAUUGCCAUCCAGAUGCCAGGAGCAUACCCUCAGCUCAUUCAACUGGACCAGAAAAAGCCCCUUUCUGCUGUAAUAAAGGAGGUUUGUGAUGGGUGGAAUCUUCCAGGCCCUGAUAACUACGCCCUCCAGUAUGCCGACGGUGUUCAGACCUACAUCACUGAAUCUAACCGUCUGGACAUUAAGAAUGGCUGCAUUCUCCGUCUGACCAAGGCACCGGGCCGUUGUGCCGAGGACCUCUACAAGGGCAUCCAGAGCUCAGACUCAGGUGUGCGCUGUGAUUCGCUGAAGCAGCUGGCCUGCGUGUCCACUGACGUCACUUUUGCCCAAGAGUUUAUCAGCCGUGAUGGCCACUCUCUGCUGGUGAAGAUCGUAGAGGACGCUGACGAGGCCCCUCUGAUCAUGACCCACACACUGACAGGCUUCAUGGAGUUGAUGGAUCAUGGGAUUGUAUCAUGGGAGAAUCUCUCUGCUGUCUUCAUCAAGAAGAUUGCUAACUUCGUCAAUGCCAAGGUGCUGGACGCGUCCAUCCAGCAGGUGUCCCUGGCCAUCCUGGAGAGCAUGGUGCUGAGCAGCAGCAGCCUCUUCCAGCAGGUCAAGCAGGAGGUCACUCUGGAGAGACUCCUCUCACAUCUGCAGGUGACAAACCAACAGAUUCAAACCAAAGCCAUGGCCCUCCUCAUGGCUCUGCUACAGACUGCUGGAGAUGCAGACAGACAGGAGCUGUUUGCCUUCUUAGGAAUGAAGAAUCUUCGACAGUACAUCUAUAAGAACAUUAUCCAUAGUUCUGCCUCCGUGGGGGAUGAGAUGGCCCACUACCUGUAUGUCCUCCAGUCUGUCACUCUGAACCACCUGGAGCCUCGCAUGAGGAUGCCCCUGGACUCCUACAACCAGGACCAGAGGGAGAUUCUACACGGCCUGCGGCAGGCAGCCUUCGAGACGGAGAGUGAGAACAGCUUGAGUCAUGAGCGACGGCGCUCUCUCUGUGCCAAGGAGUUCAAGAAGCUGGGCUUCUCUAACAACAGUAACCCAGGUCAGGACCUGCUGCGGGCCCCUCCUGGCCUGCUGGCUCUGGACACCAUGGCCUACUUCGCCUCCCGCUACCCCGAUGCCUACAGCAGGUUUGUUCUAGAAAACAGCAGUAGGGAGGAUAAGCACGAGUGUCCAUUCGCCCGCAGCAGCAUCCAGCUGACUCUAAUCUUGUGUGAGAUCCUACGCAUCGGAGAGCCCCCCUCAGAGACUGGUUCAAACUACCACCCCAUCUUCUUCUCUCAGGACCGGCUGCUAGAGGAGCUUUUCUGCGUUUGCAUCCAGCUGAUCAACAAGACCUGGAAGGAGAUGAGAGCCACGCAGGAGGACUUUGACAAGGUAAUGCAGGUUGUGCGUGAGCAGAUCACUAGGACUCUGUCCAGUAAGCCCACGUCUCUGGAGCUGUUUAAGAACAAGGUGAAUGCUCUGAACUACAGUGAGAUCCUCAAACUACGCCAGACAGAGCGGCUGCACCAAGAGGAGACCCUUGCCCCGCCUGUAUUAGAGCUGAAGGAGCGCCUGAAACCUGAGCUGUUGGAGCUGAUUCGCCAGCAGAGACUGAACCGCCUGUGUCAGGGAACACUCUUCCGCAAGAUCAGCAGUCGACGAAGACAGGAUAAGUUGUGGUACUGUCGUUUGUCACCCAAUCACAAAGUCCUGCACUUUGGCGAUGUGGAGGAGGACACAGAAACACCCCCCAUCGAGAGUCUCCAGGAAAAGAUUCCUGUUGCAGAUAUCAAAGCACUGCUGACAGGGAAAGACUGCCCUCACAUGAAGGAGAAUAAGGGCAAACAGACCAAGGAAGGGUUGGACCUGGCUUUCAGCAUCACUUAUGACGUGGAGGAGUACAGCCUCAACUUUAUCGCCUCAUCCAGAACAGACUUCUGCCUGUGGACAGAUGGACUGAGCGUGCUCCUGGGGCGGGACAUGAGUAGUGAAUGCAUGAGGAGUGAGCUGGAUAUCCUACUUUCCAUGGAGAUCAAGCUCCGCCUCCUGGACCUGGAGAACGUGCCCAUCCCAGACUGUGCCCCCCCGGUGCCCAAACCCCCCAGCAACUUCAACUUCUGCUACGACUUAAGCCAGGCUGAGCAGUAGGCCUGGAGAGAGGUCAAGGCAUGGUAGAGAAGGAGACCCGGGGCUUGUUCAGGAGGAUGUAACGUUACAGAAUGUCCGGAUAGAAAUGCAUGAAGUAGAACAUACAUGAUCAUCUGUCCUAUGGAAUAGGGGCGUAUGUCAGUUCUAUUCAUUCUAUUUCUAUCUGCAACGUUCAGAAUGUUUCAUGUCACUGAAUGUACCCCAAUAACGACCAAGCAUGUGGACAUAGCUAGAUACACAGGAGGAACAGUGGCAACAUGGAGGCCUGGAUGGAUAUAAAGAUGAUCUAAAGCAGAGGCAAAGAUGUCUUCUUAUAUGGGCGGAGUAAUGUGGAAGACGAGAGGCUGAACGUGAUUCCUUAGGUACUAUUAGAGUGGUCAUAUUUUUGUGUGUGGUUUGGGAACACAAGUGUAUUGUAACUGUAGAAAUGAAAAACAGAAAGGAAAACGCUGCACACUGCAGCUCCCAGGUGAUAUUUAUUUAUAACAACGUUUCAACCCUUAGGUCUUCAUCAGGCAUCCAUAUCCCAGGUGGGGUUGGAAGGUCCUAUAUAUAGGGGCAGUUCUCAGUGACAUCACUUCCUGAAACAGGAGGUAAAAAAUAUAUAACAUAGGUUGACAAUAUUAACAUUCAAUGUAUCAAAAUAUAUGAUCAUACACAAUGUGAUCAA